CAAACGUCCUCAUUGAUUUGUGUAUUUAAUAUUGUAUCAGUACUCCAAUUACCUGUAAUUGUAAAGCUGUUAAUUAAAAAGUUGUGCUACUAUGGAUUCUUUACUACACUCUUGAUAUAUUUUCUUCAAUGUCCUUUAGCAUCUGAAAAGAAAAAAACAGCACAAUUGAAGCAAAAAGAUGAAAAAAGUAAAAAAGAAGAAAGGAAAACAAGAGAAGCAGAAAAAUCAAAAGAGAAAUUGAUAUCCAAAACAGAUAAGAAGAAGAAAACAUUGAACGUAAAUGACUACAAAUCUAAAGACCAUGAGAACAAGCAUAAACAUUUUAUGAAUAUAAUUGAUAAAGGUGCGGACAGAAAAAAGGAAAGAACAGAAUGUGAACGACCAAUUAGACCAGAGACAUCCAAGAAGAAACCUAUCAAGCAACCUAUGAAUUUUAAAGAACUUAUGGAUUUAGCUAAAAGAAAACAAAAUGGUGAAGUUAUUAUUGACAAGACCACUGCAAAAUCGGAGAAUGUGGAUGUCAAAAAGCAGACAAGCUCAGUUAAUUCCUCUUCAAAGAAAAAUACUAAUUUUGACACACAAAAACAUGAAUUUGGGAAAAAAGUCAAGAAAGUUUCUGAUUCGAAAAUUUCACAUGAAUUGGGAAACAAAGUCAAGAAAGUUUCUGAUUCAAAAAUUCCACAUGAUUCAGCCAAAGUUAAAUUAAAAAAUGGACACACUAAAGUAUUAGAAUCACAAGAAAAAGGAAAGGUUGUCAAAGGUAGGCCUAUUAAUAUUAAUAUGAACACUAGUAAGGUGCCGGAUACCAAGGGAAAUGAUCUAUCUUCUGGAAAAGCUAGUGGGCUGAAGAAGUCUUCAGUUGGUCCUGCAAUCAAAGAUAAAGCAAAGUCUAUACAUCCAGGCUCAGGUCAGACAAAGCCUAAGCUUCCACCGCAACAAAGAAGUCAAGUUAGCAGGGUACCUAUGAAACGUACAGCACCGCCGCCAAAAUUAAAAGCAAAACGUGGAAGACUUUGUAGUGAGGAUGAGGAGGACGAAGAUGACGAUUUCAUUGAUGACACUGGAGAAGAUGUUGAUGUGUCAAAAUACAUCCGACAGAUCUUUGGCUAUGAUAAGCGCAACUAUGGAUAUGAAAGUGAAUACGCUUUGAAUAAUAUGGAAGCCAGCUACACCCAAAUAAUGAAGGAAGAGGCACGAAGUACACGUCUAGGGAUAACUGAAGAUUUAGAAGACAUGAGAAAGGAGAAAAUGGAUUUGGCAAGAAAGAAAGCCAAGUCCAAGAGGUGACAGGGGGUGUCGGCUUUCAAGAGACAGUAGGUAGCUUUAAGAUGCACGACAACGAUGAGAUCUAGGCAUAAUGUUAUCGCAUAAUUAAAGUCAUCUGCGCAAACGUUGAGUUCUUUUCAACCUCAAUUCUAGAACAUUUGCCAUAUAUCUACGUUGACCAGAGAAUGCAGUGCGGUCACGAAUGACUGAAUUCGUCGUUAUGCAAUUGUAAGCUGUCUGUCGGUUCAUCACAAGGUCUUCCUCUAUUGUGCGUUUGCUUUAGUGGAGGUUUUUAACAAUGUGUUUAUUUACUUUACUUGAAACAAAAAAAAAUACUUGUGCAAAAUUUAGAGUAUAAAGUAAUAUAUAGGAUAUACUAAAUAUAGGUAAAAAUAAAGCUUGAAAAAAUAUGUGUGCUUUUACAAAAUGACGUCAACGUCAUUAAAAUUGUUCCAUACAGAUUGUAAUGGAUUGCACUAUACUUGCCGCUGUGCUUCAUUAGAUAUAAUGUGUAAAUGUUGGGUUACUAAAAAAGUCCUAAUUGGAUUGUAUGAAAGAUAUAAUUCUGAAUAUUAAAUGUCCGUCAAUACAAACUAUAUUGCGUUCACGUAGCCUAAAGCUAUCAGGAUACAGGUUUUCCAAAAAAAAAAUUAAAUUUUUGUUAUUCAUAUGAUCAGGCAAGACUUUGUUUAUACAGUACCUUGUUAAUUUCAGAAUAAAAUAAAAGUUUUUCUUUCAAGUUUUUUUUUUAUUGUGCCGGCCGCCGCCUUGAAAUCUUUUGAAAUAACAUAUGUAUGUUUUUUCCUAAUUAUUAUUAUUCCUAAUUAUAUAAAUUUUAUUGUUGAAUAUAAAUUCAAUUAAAUUCAAUUCAACUUUUAUUGUCAAACACAGUGAGAACAUGGUUUGAAAUUCUUCUUGUUUGUUCACAGUUAAAAUGUAAGUUAAAACAAGACACAAAAGAUAAAGUCACAGAGGAAACAGCAAAAAUUUAAAAACAAUAAAAGUCUGCUAAAAGGUUAAAAUAAAGAGUGUAAUACUACAAUCUUGACAUUCAACAUUAAACUUCUAUUUUUAUUUUCUCCUCCAUUUAUCCAUUUUAUAAAUAAGGAAACAAAAUUUUAUUUUUAUUUUUUUCCACCCUCCUUUGGUGAUCUUCCAAAAAAUAAGUUUGUGAAACAAGGUAUAAAAAGUCUUGCCUAACAAGGAUAGGAUGUCGUAGCUACAAAAAACAACUACCAUAUUGUUCUUCUAAUGAUAGCAAGGAUAGAAUGUCACUGUUAAAAAAAAUACUUUGGUUUUUUUUUUUUGAUUUUUUUUGUUUUUUUGUUUUUUUCUUUAUCAGUUUAUAUGACUAGAGUGUUCCUCUAUGCCUAGAUCUACUAUGUGUAGACUGCUAUUAUGUGCUCACAUUAUUCUAGUGGAGAACAUGUGACGAAACCUUACAAGUAUCUAACUUAUUGUUCUUUUGUGUUUUUUAUUGCAGUUAUACAUAAAUCUUGUGUCCAAGCGGUUAAUGCAGGGUCACAUUUAUUCUUUAAGACCCCCCUCUUUUAUGGUUUGGUUGGUAAAUAAUAAUAAUCAUAAUAAUAAUAAUGAUAUAGAACGUAUAUGAAGCGUUCUUACCAAGUGUACUCGAUUAGGAACUAUAAACCAUAGGCCUACCCUACAGGAAAUAUAUGUCCACUUUAAACAACCCAGGACAUUCUUCUCACAAACAGGAAGUUACCGAAUGUUCUAAUCCAGCCUAGGCUUUGGACUGCACGUGUGCACAGGAAUUAGUACCUUUGAGGAGUAGAACAUUGUAGAAUUGAUUUUGUCCCAGUUCCUAUAACCGACAAGGAAAAUUGGUGCUAUAUAGUAAAUGUAACAUUUAACAUACAACAUUUUAUAAUGUAUCAGCUAAAAUUUGACCUACAUUAUGGAACAGUAGGUUAGAAUUUUUUUUAAAUACAAUAUAAUGUCAGUGGUGUAUCUAGGGGGUGCGUGGGGGGUGGGGAUGCACACCCCUCCAAAAAUUACUUGAAGCCCCCCCCCCCCCGAAAAAAAUAAUGGUAAAGUAGUUAAAAAUCACCUAAAAUCACCUUAUUUUGUCAAUUAACGCCACUCAACUGAUCAUGGAGCCCCUCCCCCCUUUCACCUUCGCGCCCUCCAUCAGCACCCACAUUUCAAGACUUCUAGAUACGCCACUGAAUGAAGUUACCUAAAUUAAUGAUGUAGUUUUUUAAAGCACAUUAGGCCAAAAUUAUACAAAAUUGAGCAUCAACACAUGCUCUUUCUUUUUAUUAGUUUUAGUUUUUAUGUUGUAUAUUUUUUUGCUAACAGUUGCUAACAGUUUCAACAGUGUACAUGGAUGAAGGCAUCAUUUUU
Molecule: messenger RNA, 3633 nt
Organism: Anneissia japonica
Lineage: Eukaryota; Metazoa; Echinodermata; Crinoidea; Comatulida; Comatulidae
Product: protein SPT2 homolog
Exons: 4
Coding region: 325-1287 (320 amino acids)
Biological process (GO): regulation of DNA-templated transcription; nucleosome assembly
Cellular component (GO): nucleolus
Molecular function (GO): histone binding; DNA binding
Source: RefSeq, a predicted model, not a curated record